UCCGAGUUUCCGUGAAGGCACCACAGCAGCUCUUCCCAACCUUGCUACUUGUAGCUAGCACGUUAGCUAAUGCGGAUACAACACCUACAGACGACGUUAAAUUACACGCAAAGUGACACCAUGUGAAACAAAGCGAACGGAUUAAUGCCCUUUUCUAUGUGAUUCCGAUGAAGCCACUCGAGCAAUGGCGGACUUUCUCGGCUAACGUCAACGUUAGCUGCGCAACGAGCAGAGGUAGCUAAGCUGAUUUUAGCCCGACCAAAUUAGCCGUGUGCUAGUUUCCCACUGGCUCCAAACGCUUCAAUGAAUGGGGGUUGUUGCACGGAGAGAAGACAGCCAGUCAACAGUGUACGCUUGCAACUACUAGCCUCCCCCUUGUUGUGAUCCUUGGCUGCUCGGAGAAGUGGACGUGAAGAGUUUAUUCGGGGAAAAAAGCCUGACGGUCGAGGGUGAUUUGCGUUAGCUGAACAACACUACCAGCUUGCCACGGGACUUAAACCGACCGUGGGUAACUUUGUUGAUGCACCAUCACGGAGACAUGAUGCACUACCCAGGUACACAGACGUAGCACUAGCAGGGAUAGCUUGCGUAACAUCAUAAAGCAGGAGUGGGGGUUUUUUUGUUUUGUUUUUGUGUGUUGUGCGUUUACAAACUUCUUUUCAAAUCCUGCGAUCGUCCCUGGGCCAAGUCUCCGCUGCUGCAGGGAGGUGAUUAUUGUGAAGUUGUCGUCUGUGAGGAAGGACUGAUGGCGUUUUGGACUGACCCUGCCCUCCGUCCCAGGUAGGGGAGUGGUGCUGAAGACUCCCCGGCCCCGACCUGGCCCGCUGUGUGCGGAGGAUGGGAACACAUUGAUCCGCUCUGUUGUUGUAUUUAUGCAUUCACUUUAAAGAAGAAGAAAACAAAAAAAAAACAGAUUAUGAUUCGCAAUCGCGACUGGCAUGGCCUGUUCAGAUUUUGAAGGAUCAUGAUGGACACGGAGGAAGUUCCCCAAGACGAAAAUUACUGGAAAUAAUCAUGGACUGUUGAGCUGAACUCGGUGCAUUUAUUUUUUUUAGCUGAUAUUUAUUUUUAAAGACUGUUUCCACUGGCAGCUCAUCAACAUGUCUGCGUUUGCCGAGUUCGUCCCCCCUCCUGAAUGUCCGGUUUUUGAGCCGAGUUGGGAGGAUUUCUCGGAUCCUUUAGGAUUUAUCAACAAGAUCCGACCCAUCGCAGAGAAAACGGGCAUCUGCAAGAUCCGACCCCCCGAGGAUUGGCAGCCUCCAUUUGCCUGCGAUGUGCGCAACUUCCGCUUCACUCCUCGAGUACAGAGGCUGAAUGAACUUGAGGCCCUCACCCGGGUUAAGCUCAACUUUCUGGAUCAAAUCGCAAAGUUCUGGGAGCUGCAGGGAUCCAAGAUCCGAUUCCCUCAUGUGGAGAGAAAGGUUUUGGACCUCUAUCAGCUAAGCAAGAUUGUGUCAUCAGAGGGCGGAUUUGAGACCGUAUGUAAAGAGAAGAGGUGGUCAAAGGUGGCCAGUCGAAUGGGCUUCCCAUCCGGGAAAGGCACCGGCUCACUGCUGCGCUCCCACUAUGAGAGGAUCCUUUAUCCAUAUGAACUCUUCCAGUCUGGAGCCACGCUGACUGGCAUCCAGCGGCUAUACGAGGAAGGAGAUGAUGGGGAAGAACUGGAUGAGGGAGUUGGUGAGGAGGCAGGGGAGGAAGAGGAGCCAGAUGAGGAGGAGGAUAAGGAGAAAGAUGGGGAGGGUGACGGUAUGCAAACCAAAGAUCGGCUUCUGCCUGAGAGACGCUCCAGGCGCCUUAAGUCUGAGAGGGAAAACAAGGAGCCAAAAGGCCUAAAGAUCUUUGGUACAAGUCCCAAGAUGGUUGGCUUGGAGAUUGUUUCAGCUGACGAUGGAUUCAACAGGAAGCAGCGUCACCUCAAAGCCCAGGCUUUCGCCAUCAAAAUGAGACCACGAAAGGAGACCCUGGAGGUUAACUUUAUCCCCCAGAUCGACCUCUACCUCUGCCUGGUGUGUGGACGGGGUGAUGAGGAGGACCGGCUCCUGCUGUGCGACGGCUGUGAUGACAGCUACCACACCUUCUGCCUGAUCCCACCUCUACAGGAUGUGCCCAAGGGGGACUGGCGCUGCCCUAAGUGUGUUGCUGAGGAGUGCAGUAAGCCCAGGGAGGCAUUCGGCUUUGAGCAGGCAGUGAGGGAGUACAGUCUCCAGAGCUUUGGAGAAAUGGCCGACCAAUUCAAGUCUGACUAUUUCAACAUGCCUGUUCAUAUGGUCCCCACAGAGUUGGUGGAGAAAGAGUUCUGGCGCCUGGUCAGCAGCAUCGAGGAGGAUGUCAUCGUAGAGUAUGGAGCUGACAUCAGCUCCAAGGAGGUGGGCAGCGGAUUUCCUGUCCGGGACGGUAAAAGGAGGCUGCUGGGAGAUGAGGAGGAGUAUGCCAACUCAGGUUGGAACCUGAACAACAUGCCAGUGCUGGAGCAGUCCGUGCUCACACACAUCAAUGUGGACAUCUCGGGGAUGAAGGUACCCUGGCUCUAUGUUGGCAUGUGUUUCUCCUCAUUCUGCUGGCACAUCGAGGACCACUGGAGUUAUUCCAUCAACUUCCUGCACUGGGGUGAACCGAAAACUUGGUACGGAGUGCCGGCCUCUGCAGCAGAGCAGCUGGAGGCUGUAAUGAAAAAGUUGGCUCCAGAGCUAUUUGACUCCCAGCCCGACCUCCUCCAUCAACUGGUCACCAUCAUGAAUCCCAAUGUCCUCAUGGAGCACGGUGUUCCUGUGUACAGGACUAAUCAGUGUGCAGGGGAGUUUGUAGUGACCUUCCCCAGAGCCUACCACAGCGGCUUCAACCAGGGCUACAACUUUGCCGAGGCUGUUAACUUCUGCACUGCUGACUGGUUACCCAUGGGUCGUCAGUGUGUGGCCCAUUACAGACGCCUCCACCGCUACUGCGUCUUCUCCCACGAGGAACUGCUGUGCAAGAUGGCGGCUGAUCCAGAGAGUCUUGAUGUGGAACUGGCCGCUGCGGUCUUCAAGGAAAUGGGAGAAAUGAUGGAGGAGGAGACCAAACUCAGACAGGCUGUCCAAGAAAUGGGCGUGCUGUCCUCAGAGCAAGAGGUUUUUGAACUUUUACCUGACGACGAGCGCCAGUGUCACAAGUGUAAGACAACCUGCUUCCUGUCAGCGCUGACCUGCUCCUGCAGCCCCGAUCGGCUGGUCUGUCUCCACCAUGCAGCAGAUCUCUGUGACUGUCCACUCGGCAACAAGUGUCUUCGGUUUCGCUACGAUCUGGAAGAGUUUCCGUCCAUGCUGUACGGUGUCAAGACACGGGCUCAGUCUUAUGACACCUGGUCGAAGAGGGUCACCGAGGCCUUGGCUGCGGAUCAGAAGAACAAGAAAGAUCUUAUUGAGCUCAAAGUUUUGCUGGAGGAUGCAGAGGACAGGAAGUAUCCAGAGAAAGCUUUGUUCCGUCGCCUGAGAGAGAUGGUCAAAGAGGCGGAGACGUGCUCCUCUGUAGCUCAGCUGCUGCUCAGCCGCAAACAGAGGCACAGCAGCCGCCUGCGUUCUGAGAGCAGUCGCAACCGCACCAAACUGACAGUGGAUGAGCUCAAGGCCUUUGUGGAUCAGCUCUACAGGCUGCCCUGCAUCAUCAGCCAGGCACGACAAGUCAAAGAGUUACUGGAGAAUGUGGAGGACUUCCACGAGCGAGCCCAGGUGGCACUCUCAGACGAGAUGCCAGAUUCCUCCAAGCUGCAGGCGCUAUUGGACCUGGGUAGUGGCCUGGACGUAGAGCUGCCAGAGCUGCCCCGGCUGAAACAGGAGCUCCAGCAGGCCCGCUGGCUCGACGAGGUGCGUGUCACCCUGUCCGAGCCUCACCGUGUCACCCUGGAGCUGAUGAAGAGGCUGAUAGACUCUGGGGUGGGCCUGGCUCCCCACCACGCUGUGGAGAAGGCCAUGGCCGAGCUGCAGGAGAUCCUCACCGUCUCGGAGAGAUGGGAGGACAAAGCCCGUGCCUGUCUGCAGGCUAGACCUCGACACAGCAUGGUGACCUUGGAGAGCAUUGUGCUGGAAGCUAGGAACAUCCCAGCGUACCUACCUAAUAUUCUGGCCCUACGAGAGGCCCUACAGAAGGCCAAGGAGUGGACAUCUAAGGUGGAAGCCAUUCAGGUACCAUCUAGCGGCAGUAGCUAUGCUUACCUGGAGCAGCUGGAGAGCCUGCUGGCCAGGGGUCGCUCCAUCCCUGUCCGGCUUGAUCCACUGGCCCAGGUGGAGUCUCAGGUGGCCGCAGCCCGAGCCUGGAGGGAGAGGACCGCUCGCACCUUCCUGAAGAAGAACUCCACGUACACACUGCUUCAGGUCCUCAGCCCUCGCGUGGACAUCGGGGUCUACGGCAACAGCAAGAGCAAGAGGAAACGCGUCAAGGAGCUCAUGGAGAAGGAGAGAGGAGGCUUUGACCCCGACGCCCUGAGUGACCUGGAGGAGAGCCUCGAAGAGGUGCGAGAACCCGCCACUGUUGUAGCAGCCUUCAAAGCCAAAGAGCAGAAAGAAGUGGAGUCCAUCCACUCGCUCCGUGCUGCCAAUUUAGCCAAGAUGGCCAUGGCCGACCGCAUCGAGGAGGUCAAGUUCUGCCUGUGUCGAAAAACGGCCAGCGGCUUCAUGCUGCAGUGUGAGCUUUGUAAGGACUGGUUCCACGGGGCAUGCGUGCCUCUGCCCAAGACGGGAUCUCAGAAGAAGCUGGGCGUGGGUUGGCAGAGCAACAGCAAAGACUCCAAAUUCCUGUGUCCGCUGUGUCAGCGGUCGCGGAGGCCGAGAUUAGAGACUAUCCUGUCGCUGUUGGUGUCACUGCAGAAGCUUCCGGUGCGUCUGCCUGAAGGAGAAGCCCUCCAGUGUUUGACAGAGAGAGCAAUGAGCUGGCAGGACCGAGCACGUCAAUCUCUGGCCACAGAGGAGCUGUCCUCAGCCCUGGCAAAGCUGUCUGUGCUGAGCCAGCGCAUGGUGGAGCAGGCCGCUAGGGAGAAAACUGAGAAGAUCAUCAAUGCCGAGCUCCAGAAAGCUGCUGCCAACCCUGACUUGCAGGGACACAUCCAGACUUUUCAGCAGUCAGGUUUCAGCAGAGCCACAUCACCUCGCCAGUCCGUGGACUACGACGACGAGGAGACGGACUCAGACGAGGACAUCAGGGAGACUUACGGUUAUGACAUGAAGGACCCAGGCGAGGUGAAGCCUUACCUGUUCUGCGAUGAGGAGAUCCCUGUUAAGUCCGAGGAGGUGGUCAGUCACAUGUGGCCGGCUGCCACGCCCUCCUUCUGCGCCGAACACGCCUACUCGUCAGCGUCCAAGUCCUGUGUGCAAAACGUAGGCACGCCCAGAAAGCAGCCCAGGAAGACCCCCCUGGUACCUCGCAGCCUGGAGCCGCCAGUGCUUGAGCUCUCCCUGCAGGCUAAGGCCCAGCUGGAGGAGCUGAUGAUGCUGGGAGACCUGCUGGAGGUGUCCCUGGAUGAGACCCAGCACAUCUGGAGGAUCCUGCAGGCCACACACCCCCCCUCUGAGGAGAGAUUCCUGCAGGUCAUGGAGCCCGAUGACUCUCUGAUGGAGAAGCCCCUGAAGAUCAAGCUUAAGGAUUCAGAGAAGAAGAGAAAACGGAAGUUAGAAAGAGCCGAGCACCACCACAUGCUGAUGGCCGCCGCAGCCGCCGUCGGUGGGGGUUCGGCAAUGGGCGACAUGCGACCUGCCAAGUCCAAAGAGCUGAAAAGGGUCGGCCUGGAACUGGGUCUUGGGGGCAAACCCAAGAAGAAGAAGCUCAAACUCAACCUGGACAAGAACCGCGAGAUGAAGCAGCUGGCCAAACGGUUAGCCAAGGAGGAGAAGGAGAGGAAAAGAAAGGAGAAGGCAGCGGCCAAGGCGGAGGCCAUCAGGGAGGGGCUUGAGAAGAGGAAGGAGAAGAAGAUUCUCGACAUUCCCUCCAAAUAUGACUGGUCUGGGGCUGAGGACUCCAACGAUGAGAACGCUGUGUGUGCAGCCAAGAACUGCCAGAGACCCUGUAAAGAUAAGGUGGACUGGGUGCAGUGCGACGGCGGCUGCGACGAGUGGUUCCACCAGGUGUGCGUGGGCGUGUCGUGCGAAAUGGCCGAGAACGAAGACUACAUCUGCAUGGACUGCUCCCGGAAGGCCGCCGGGGUGAGCGGGGGAGGCGGCGGCGGAGGAGGGUUGACCGUGGAGGAGGUGGCAGAGGAGAGCGUCGUAGUGCUGGCGACGUCGAUGUGCAGCGCCGGCGGCGUCGUCCAGAGUCUGCCGCCCUCAGCUGUCGUGGCGUCGUGGUCUCACGCGCCCCCCGCCUCUCAUCUAAAUCCAGGAACCUCACAUCAUCAGCAGCAGCAGCAGCAGCAGCAACAAGAGCCUCAACAGGGCAGUUAGCAUACAGAAACAGCCUAGGACUGAGUUUGAUUACUGUACCUCACACAAUGAGCAAAAACCUAGUAUCCGGGCUAGCGUUUCAACCUCUCACCCAGACUGUACAGCAUCUGAGGGACAGAACAGGCCUUUAUGAGUGAGCUUGGAAGAAGAAGGACAAACCAGAGGCACUUCUGUUACUGCCUGGAUCAUAGAGCACAAUGAAAAAAAAACCCAACUUGCAUCUGGAAAGCAGAGAGGAGGCCUGCCGUCACCGUGUGGCUCCAGCAAUGACAUGCUCUCUCUCAGAGCUCUGUUGAAAAGGCAAAAAGACAAAGACUUAGUCCUCCUACAACAGUUUUAGGUCUAGAAAACAUCCACCAGCUAUUUCCCGGUCCUCCUCUGAACAAUAACAAGUCAUCGGUACACUUACUUAACAGUCAAACAGAAACCCACUUACUCCAGCUGUUGUAUUCAGUGCAAAACAGGCAAAUGAACAGAUGUGUUCCCCA
This is a messenger RNA of Morone saxatilis (striped sea-bass), 6892 nucleotides long. RefSeq names its product lysine (K)-specific demethylase 5A (gene kdm5a). NCBI's taxonomy places the organism in Eukaryota, Metazoa, Chordata, Actinopteri, Moronidae. Bases 1101 to 6404 code for a protein of 1767 amino acids. The transcript has 29 exons. Gene Ontology annotation, cellular component: nucleus. Gene Ontology annotation, molecular function: histone demethylase activity; DNA binding. The record is from RefSeq and is a predicted model, not a curated record. Gene Ontology annotation, biological process: chromatin remodeling.